Molecule: messenger RNA, 608 nt
Organism: Penicillium cosmopolitanum
Lineage: Eukaryota; Fungi; Ascomycota; Eurotiomycetes; Eurotiales; Aspergillaceae
Product: 60S ribosomal eL27 domain-containing protein
Exons: 4
Coding region: 21-608 (195 amino acids)
Biological process (GO): translation
Cellular component (GO): ribosome; cytosolic large ribosomal subunit
Molecular function (GO): structural constituent of ribosome
Source: RefSeq, a predicted model, not a curated record
CGCCAACCGGGACAUUCACAAUGAAGUUCAUGAAGGUCGGCCGUGUGGCCAUCAUCACCCGUGGCCGUUACGCCGGUAAGAAGGUACGACAAAUCGCCCAUAUCCCCCCCGAAUUGCGCACACAAUUUGAAGAUAGAGACGGACUGCAUCAUUGGAACAUCGAAUCAACGACUGAAAAGCUAUUGCUAUUUCAAAUGCAUUUCUUUUUGACGACACGAAAAAACCAAUUUGAUGGAGGACCGGAAUUCAAGAUUGUGAAUAUGUCGUCAUUGUCCAGCCUCAGGACUCUGGCUCCAAGGCCCACCCCUUCCCUUUCGCCAUUGUCGCCGGUAUCGAGCGUUACCCCCCUCAAGGUCACCCGCCGCAUGGGUAAGAAGCUUGUCGACCGCCGCUCCAAGAUCAAGCCCUUCAUCAAGGUCGUCAACUACAACCACCUGAUGCCCACCCGUUACACUCUGGAGCUCGAGGGUCUCAAGGGUGUCGUUUCCCAGGACACCUUCAAGGAGGUCUCUCAGCGCGAGGACGCCAAGAAGACUAUCAAGAAGGCUCUCGAGGACCGCUACACUUCCGGCAAGAACCGCUGGUUCUUCACUGCUCUGCGCUUCUAA